Molecule: messenger RNA, 970 nt
Organism: Manis pentadactyla (Chinese pangolin)
Lineage: Eukaryota; Metazoa; Chordata; Mammalia; Pholidota; Manidae
Gene: B9D2
Product: B9 domain containing 2
Exons: 4
Coding region: 179-706 (175 amino acids)
Biological process (GO): cilium assembly
Cellular component (GO): MKS complex
Source: RefSeq, a predicted model, not a curated record
CGGGUGCAAAGCCUUAGGAGGAGGCUGCUGUUGCCCCAGCAACAGCCAGGGAGCUCGGGCUCCAGGCAGGCGUGGCCUCUGAGGGAUCGGCACCUCAGAUCUUUCGCGGCCAGGAAGGUCCUGGGAGAGGCGCGAGCCAGGUCUGGGAAGUCAGCGUCCGCGGUGAAGGGACAGGGCCAUGGCUGAGGUGCACGUGAUCGGGCAGAUCAGGGGGGCCACCGGUUUCUCGGAAAGUAGCCUCUUCUGCAAGUGGGGCAUCCACACAGGAGCAGCAUGGAAGCUCUUAUCUGGUGUGCGGGAGGGCCAGACACAGGUGGACACCCCCCAGGUAGGGGACAUGGCUUACUGGUCCCACCCCAUCGACCUGCACUUCGCCACCAAAGGCCUACAAGGCUGGCCCCGGCUCCAUCUCCAGGUGUGGUCCCAGGACAGCUUUGGCCGCUGCCAGCUUGAAGGCUAUGGCUUUUGCCAUGUGCCCAGCAGUCCAGGUACCCACCAGCUGGACUGCCCCACUUGGCGGCCCCUGGGCAGCUGGCAGGAGCAGCUGGCGCGGGCCUUUGUGGGUGGUGGGCCUCAGCUGCUGCAUGGUGACGCCAUCUACAGUGGGGCCGAUCGCUAUCGGCUGCACACGGCUGCUGGUGGCACUGUGCACCUUGAACUGGGCCUGCUGCUGCGCCACUUUGAUCGCUACGGUGUGGAGUGCUGACCCUGCCUCCCACCGCUGGACCCCACCCACAUCCCUGGAUACCCAUGAGGGGCAGGAUGGCACAGAGAUCAGCAGCAUGGGCUCUAGAGACUCAGACCUGACCCCAGUCUAGGCAUGAUGCCAAUUAUGUCCUGGCUUGUACCUCCAGCCCAGUGGCUGUCCUCCUGGGUCCAGUUUCCCCGCUGUAAAAUGGGGGCAGUAAGUGUGCAGGGUCACAGAGGCUGCUUGCCCAUGUAAGUGCUCAAUAAAGGAGAGCCAGUCUUA